AUGAAAGAUAAUCGCCUACAACAACAUCAGCAGGAUUCUCGUAGAAAAGAACAAACGGCUCAGCAUGAACAAUUGAAGGGACAUCGAAGUCGUCCAAAUAGUCUAUUGGAUCAAGAUGAGAUACCGAGAAACAGUAGUUUUGAUGCGCGAGCUUUGAAUAGAAGAAGUGGAGAAGUCGAAUUGCUAAACGUGGUAUCACCGGACGCGUCAAAGAAAGGCGAUCCAGAUUACUUUGAAGCCAGCUUUGAUGCCGACUUUGAUGAUAACUUUGAUGACAAUAAUAAUGGUGGAGUGUACUACGAUCCGUACCACAACUCGAAUCGAAUACCGGAAGAAGGAAAUUACUUUGAUUCAGACGAUGACGAGGAGCAUCAGCGUAUGUUCGAGCCAUACCAUGAUCCACAAACAAAUCGAAUAAUCAUGAGAAUGCGAAUGGGGAAUCUAAUGGACGAUGAAUCAGACUUGGGCUAUACGGAUUCCAGUAUAGUUGCAACGGAAGCGGUUCAAGAUCAAUCACCAGCUUGGGCCCUUUUUGAUAAUCCAGCCUUUGACAAGUUUUCGUUAUUCAACAAAAGCAAAUCCAAGGAUGAACUUGAGGCUGACAAUGAUACGCCUUUUGAUCAGGUGUCCUUUACUGAUCCAUACAAUGCUUGGGAUUCACUUCCGACGUUUUUGCAAACACCCUACAGUUUCAUCAAUCAGGCCAAGAACAACCUGUCGGCUAAAAAGAAGGAAACGAGUUUUCGAACCAGUGCGCGUCAGAAGAUGAAACAGAAAAUGACAAUGAAGGAGACUCGGAUCAACAAGCAAGGAUUUUUGGAGGAAUCUACUAUUACCACUGCGGCGUCUUCAUCGUCUACAUCCUCGUAUCCACAAGAAGAGAAGACUUCAGCAGCAGCAAGUUCCCCUUCAGUGUCAGUGAAACUACAUCGUAGUGAAAAGUCGAAACAAGAGGAGCCAGAGACACUGCAAGAGCCUGUGUCUGGACCUUUUGCAUCCUUGUCGCAUCAGCAUCAAACGACAACAUCAUCAUCAUCAUCCUCUCCAAAAGAAGAUCCACCAGCGGAUUCUCCUGCAAAUCUAUCGCAGGACGCUGAUGACCAGCCCGAACAACUUAUCGAAAAGCCACCAGUGCCUCGACGAUUAUCAACGGAACGGUUGGAAUCACCAUUUGUCAAGGAACCGGCGGAGGAUAUAGCCAAUGGCAAGCAUGUAGAGUUGUCAUCACCAAGACGCUUGUCCAAGUCUCUUUUGGAAUCGCCCUUCCGGAAAGAACCUGGUAUGUCUCCCCCCGAAUCACUUAAGCAAGAGGAGGAAAGCCCCACGAAUCAAGAAGGGCAAGGUUGGGACAAAGGCGACGGCAACAAUGACGAAACAAAACAAUCGCCAGGCCGACUAGGUCCAGGCCGGCUCAAGUCACCAUUUCUCGAGGAAGACAAUACCGAUGAUACUUCACAAAACAGCCCGAGCCAUGGGAAACAAUCGCAGUCUCCUCAGAAGUGUUUGUCUCAGUCAAGGAUCCAGUCUCCGUUUUUGCAACAAGACCAACAAUCCAGUAGUCCGAAACCAAACAGAUCUUCUCCACCGUCUUCGCCUCUACGACCAGCUAUUAGAACAUCAAUCAAUAAGGCCAGUCCCAAGUCGCACGACUCGAUGGCGCGCCGAAAAGUAUCCCUUUCUCCUCCUUCUACUCCAAUCUUGGGCAAGGUCAGCGAGAUUGAGUCUCAGUCCAAAACAAAUUUUGACUCUGUCUUGGAUAUGUAUCGCUCCAUGAUUGAAAACAAGUCAGUGACUUCUACAGAAGAAUUGGAGAAGAUUAUGACGAAAGAGGGUUACUUGUCGCAACAAGAGAUAAAGUGUUUUGUGUUUGCCUUGGGCAUUGCUAUGCCGGGCUUGGCCUCGGCUCCGUCGCCAAAGUCACCAAGUCCACUCAACAGUGCUUUGCGAUCGACACUUUCCAAUGAUAGAAGGGUCAAGAUGAGUCCAAGUAUCAAAUCGUCAUCUACCUCGGAUGCUGGAACUGCCACAUCGGGCAACAGUUAUUCGUCUCAACGACUAAAGGCUCGGGCGUCCAGCAAGUCAACGGGUUUUGAUCGGAACAUAUCCAAUCUCAUGGCUACCAUCAAGAAGGAAAACGCCAUUCCAUCAAGACGAAGUGUUCGAUCGGACGAUGAUGCCAAGACUUCCAUUUCGGUGAUGUCCACGCAGUCAUGUCGCGAAUUGUCGAUUCAACGGCUCCGAAGGCGGAUUGCGAGUACUAAAAGGAAUGAAAAACACGAAGUGGAUAGGCUCUUGCAAGAUUUAGAAGAUGCUCAGAACCGCCAAAAACGAUUGGAACAGCAGCUGAACAAGGCCGGUAUCAUGAUUGCUGAAGAUAUCCCAUAUGCGGAAGCCAAGGCAGAAGUUUCGAAGAUUGCCGCCAAGAUGCAAGAGAUUGGAAGUUCGCAAGCCACGCACCCGGAUCCAAAGGUUCAAGCCAAACUACGGCAAGACUACUUUGUACUCGAGCAACAGAUGGAAAAGUAUAUGCGUGCGUUGGAGCUGACGGACGAAUAUCUGGAAGAGCAAGAACGAAUGGAAAAGGCAUUUGACAAUGACAACAAGGAGGAAAACCAGCGAGCAUUGGAGCAAGUCUGGAAGCACAUGCCGGUCAAUAUCCGUCAGCAAAGUGUGGAAGAUUGGCUCGCUACUCGAUCUCCCAGCGGCAAGUUUAUUCCCAAGCCAUUCCUUCUCAAGUUUGCUAGAACGAACAUUUUGACACUCUUGCGAAUGCAACCCGACUUUGUCCAGCGAGCGCAUCCCUCGAAUUUGGAACAACGCCGUGUCACUGGAUUAACAAUCACGGAACGGCGAGCUUUGCAAGCAUACCUCUUUCCGACUGCUAGUAAAUGGAGGCAUGCCAAAGAUGCCUUGACCAAGCGCAAAUGGAACUGGUAUUGCAUUCUGCGACAGACGCUGAAGGACCAUUUGCUAACGUAUGAACGCCAUGUGACUCAGUACGAACAAGGGUCAGAUGGCGAAUGCUCUUGUGAUGGCUUUAGGUGUCCGAUCAAGGCAAACCGAAAGCUCGACUAUUUCGCGGAUGACUAUGGAUAUCCGAGCAAUUUUGCUUAUCCAGAAUAUGAGAAACAAAUCGAUCCAGCCUCAUGUCCCCAGAAGAAACCUGCUUCCGAGACCGCACCCAAAAAGCCUGCUUCUUCGGCAGCACCUAGUAGGAAUAGUCUCUUGUCGGAAAUAUCAUCUGGUGGUCCAUUGAAGAACAAGGGAAAGAGGGUUAGUCUCAUGGCCGACAUUUCCGCGCAAAGGAGCAAGAUGCGGGCAAGACCAAGUAGCUUGAUGGACGAGAUUGCUGCCAAGGCGGCAAUGCGACAGGCUAAUGCUAAUUCUUAA
Cylindrotheca closterium is the source of this 3390-nucleotide messenger RNA. The record is from the annotation of a GenBank genome assembly. Lineage: Eukaryota; Bacillariophyta; Bacillariophyceae; Bacillariales; Bacillariaceae.